AUGGACCAAAAUCAAGAUGACAUUAGGACUACAAAACAUCUGGUUCACAAAGUUAAUAGUAAUAGAUCUAAAUCUGAUUUGGAUGAGCCGGAUGAGCUUCCCAAAGAUCUGAGUAUUUCCUACUGGGAUUUAAUAACAUUGAUCUUAGCUAUUGUUAGCCAUGUCAUUGAUGUUUGCAUUGACUACAAUGUCGCCUAUCAGUAUUACAGAUAUGAAAAACUAAAUUAUUUUGUAUUGACAAUUAUUUUUAUACUAGUUCCUUCCGUAAUAAACACUUAUAUGAGUUUAAAAAUUUAUUCGAUUCAAGAAGAUGUGCAAAGAAUUACCCAAAAAUUACUUACAAAUCGACUAUUAUUGCCAUUCCUAUUGCUACUUCAAAUGGCUCCUGUAUUUAGGUAUUAUGAUGUAUUGAAAUAUGCACUAAAGUCUCGUAGUGCUGCUCGUAAAGGAAAUUAUGGUGAUCAGAAGAGCUACUAUGCUUUAAUGGCUAAAGAAGACUCCUACGUGUCAUUGUUGCGAAUCUUUGAAUGUUUUUUAGAAGCUGUCCCUCAGCAAAUAUUACAAAUAUUUAUAGUUUUGGCUGAGAAAAAACAGGGUUCUACUUUUCAAAUUAUUCAUCAAUCUGCAUCUAUUGCAAGUUCAACCAUAGUCAUUGCUUGGGCUAUGGCUUCAUAUCAUAAAAAUGUAAGGAUUGCUUAUGAAAAUCGAAAAAAUAUCGGAAAUACAGGAACAGUGUUACAGUUUUUAUGGCACAUAAUGAUUACAGUGUCUCGAAUUUUGUCAAUUAGUUUGGCUGCUAUAGUGUGGCCACAGUCAACUAGUAUUUUUUGUAUGGUUCAUUGGCUCUUUAUGACAUUGUGGAUUUUCAAAUAUCAGAAUGUAACAUUUUGUAUGCCAUCCAACCAAUCUGAGGAAAGUGGAAUCAUGAGAUUUUUUUUUUCAACAAUACUCGGUCUUGUGUACAUUUUCACUUAUUUAUCACCCAGUGAAGGCCAAGGAAAUUCAAGAAAUCGUUACUUAGGGUAUUAUGGAGUAUUCCUAGUGGAAAAUGUAGCUGCAGUAACUAUUUGGGCUAUCACUGGUACGGAUCAAAACCAUUGGUACUACUAUCCGCUGAUGAUAGGUUCGAUAGCACCAUUUUUUGUUGGAAUUUUAUUUAUGACAAUAUAUUACAAAUUUUUCCAUCCUCAUACAAUCAUAUCUCUUACUUAA
Molecule: messenger RNA, 1212 nt
Organism: Macrosiphum euphorbiae (potato aphid)
Lineage: Eukaryota; Metazoa; Arthropoda; Insecta; Hemiptera; Aphididae
Source: the annotation of a GenBank genome assembly